Molecule: messenger RNA, 1149 nt
Organism: Phycomyces blakesleeanus NRRL 1555(-)
Lineage: Eukaryota; Fungi; Mucoromycota; Mucoromycetes; Mucorales; Phycomycetaceae
Exons: 9
Coding region: 1-1149 (382 amino acids)
Source: RefSeq, a predicted model, not a curated record
AUGUACCAAAGUGGUGAACUAAGAAUUUGGCAUUCUCUCUGCAAAGUAUACGUUCUGGUCGCAAGAAUUCUUGGUAAGUAUUGUUCCGUCAAGAAUGCAAGUACAAAGUAUACUUACUUUACUAGUGUCGACUCUCUGGGCGUUUCGUUCUCAGGCGAGCUUACGUUUCUUUAUUCUGGACCUACAAGAGAGAAUGCACGAAUGAUCUCUUGUACUUUUCCUGCGCAAGUGUCCAGACGAGUUGGGUGUGGCUGUGUGCGAUGCGGUGUGGAAACCGUUGAUCUAGAAAACAUCCGUUGGCUUGGAAUGGUGUAUGCUGACGUGAAACGCUGCUUGACCUCGCCUCUGUUUUCCACUCCACUCUUUCUUGAAAAGAGAGCAACCAACUCAUUUUUCCCCUUCGCCGUCAAAUCAGGUCUUCGUCCUGAAGGGGAUGGAUCCACUCUUUAUACGUUCUGGUCGCAAGAAUUCUUGUGUCGACUCUCUGGGCGUUUCGUUCUCAGGCGAGCUUACGUUUCUUUAUUCUGGACCUACAAGAGAGAAUGCACGAAUGAUCUCUUGUACUGUGUUUUACGGUCUUUAUUGACGUAUCUCACUGGCAGUUUCCUGCGCAAGUGUCCAGACGAGUUGGAAAACAUCCGUUGGCUUGGAAUGGUGUAUGCGGACGUGCAAUGCUGCUUGACCUCGCCUCUGUUUUCCACUCCACUCUUUCUUGAAAAGAGAGCAACCGACUCAUUUUUUCCCCUUCGCCGUCAAAUCAGUGGUGAACUAAGAAUUUGGCAUUCUCUCUGCAAAGUAUACGUUCUGGUCGCAAGAAUUCUUGAAAACAUCCGUUGGCUUGGAAUGGUGUAUGCGGACGUGCAAUGCUGCUUGACCUCGCCUCUGUUUUCCACUCCACUCUUUCUUGAAAAGAGAGCAACCGACUCAUUUUUUCCCCUUCGCCGUCAAAUCAGUAUACGUUCUGGUCGCAAGAAUUCUUGGCGAGCUUACGUUUCUUUAUUCUGGACCUACAAGAGAGAAUGCACGAAUGAUCUCUUGUACUGUGUUUUACGGUCUUUAUUGACGUAUCUCACUGGCAGUUUCCUGCGCAAGUGUCCAGACGAGUUGGGUGUGGCUGUGUGCGAUGCGGUGUGGAAACCGUUGAUCUAG